AUGGCCUUCUCGGGCGCACUCACGCUCACCGAUCUCAACGACUACCUCGGCCCAUCGCAGGCAUGCAUCAAACCCGUCGAAGGACCCGAUGCACCUGCGCCUGAACCCGAACCACUCGAUGCGGCAGCCCAAGCCUCGACGCAGAUCGCCAUCGACCACGACGGAUCGUACUACGAGUCUUCGGCUUCCACCAGUACCGCAUCCAAGCCUAGGGAGAGGACAAAGCUCGAAACGGCUGAGAUUUCGCUCAACGACUGUCUGGCAUGCAGUGGAUGCGUCACGAGCGCCGAGAGCGUGCUCAUCACCAUGCAGAGCCAGGAAGAGCUGCGUCGUGCCGUCGGGGAGUUCCGCGACGCUGGCCAACCAAGCUUGCUGGUGGCAUCGAUCAGCCCGCAGUCGCUCGCAUCGCUGUCGGCCAAGUACACCUUCAACUCGGCGCACUCGCAACUGCCGUUGGAUGUCCUGCUCCAUCGCAUCUCGCACUUUCUCAGCGCCAAGUUCGGAUUCGACUACGUCUACGACACCACCUUUGCGCGCCACAUUGCACUGCAAGAACACACGAACGAGUUCUUUGAGCGUCGAUCCAAUUCGAGCGCAGGCGGGGAGGGACCUUCGCUGCCCAUGUUGGCGAGCGCGUGUCCGGGCUGGAUCUGCUAUGCCGAAAAGACGCACGGCGAGUUGCUGCCGUACAUCUCGACCACCAAAUCACCACAACAACUCGCAGGCGUCAUUGCAAAGCGCUUCCUUCCACAUCGUCUUGGUCUUGCUGCCGAGACGACUGUCUACCACGUGACGGUGAUGCCGUGCUACGACAAGAAGCUCGAAGCGUCGCGGCCGGACUUCUACAACGAGGUGACGCGCAGCAAGGACGUCGACUGCGUCCUCACCACGGGAGAACUCGACACGCUCAUGCACGACGAAGGCUUCGACAUCACCCAACCCCUCCCCAACGAACACGAUGCCCUGUCGCACCCUUCGACUAGUGCAGUGACAUUGCCACGGCUGCUGGAUCAGCCGGGUAGCAGUAGUGGCGGCUACAUGUUUGCCCUCAUGCGUGCCGUGUGGGCCGACUGGAUCGCACACAAUGCCGAUCGGCUGCCUGAAUCGGUGCGCUCAUCGGGGGUGAUGCCCAAACUCGACGUGCGCGUGAUCCGAACCGCCGACUUUACCGAGUACCUCGUUCGCGAUCCGGUUUCGUCGAGCAUUGUAUUUCGGGGUGCGCAGUGCUACGGCUUCCGCAACCUGCAGAAUCUGGUGCGCAAGCUGCAGAAGCAGACGGGCGCGCGCUCGGCGCGAGGUGCAGCGGGCAGACUCGUCGAUGCCGACGGCAACACGCUCGGCCCCGCACGCAAGGCAGCACGCGGUCGCGGUCGAGGCGGCAUGGUCAGGCGAGGCAGAGCAGCGGCCGGAAUGGCAGGGGCGAGGAGCAGUCCACUCAAUCCCGAAGCUGUGGCUGUCGAAGCGGCAGAGGAGGAGCGAGGGUACGACUAUGUCGAGGUCAUGGCGUGUCCGUCCGGCUGCGUCAAUGGCGGAGGACAGAUCCGACCGCCUACCGAAGCCACCACCACCACGGACCCCGAGGGCUAUUCUCAGGGCUGGGCGACAUCCACCGACACUGACGAAGCCAUGCUGGGGAAAACAUGCAUCAAGCAACCCACCUCGGACGACGUGGACAUGGACGGGGAAAAGGAAAUCAAGGGCUGGCAGGGCACGACGAAAGAAUGGGUGCGUCGCGUCGAGCAUGCCUACUGGCAAAGCUCAGCUGUCGCCCACCCACCGGUCAGCAUCGCCUCGUCCUCCUUGGGCUCCUUGGGGGUGGACUCGGGUGCGUCCACGCCGACACUUGCAAGUGGAGCCAGUACGCCGCUGUCGAGCAGCAGCGCAAAGUCGAUCCGCAUCCAGGACCAUCAGCGUCUGCUCGAGGCGCUCACCCAACCCGAACGCAGUGAUCAGGCUGACCAGCUGGCAGUUGGCGUAGUGGACGAGCUGUGCCAGUUGGAAGCUCGCAGUGCGUUGCUGCGCACACAGUACCGCGCCGUCCAGGACGAGGCGGUGAAUGGUCUGGCCGUGCAGUGGUGA
Messenger RNA from Moesziomyces antarcticus, 2079 nucleotides. RefSeq names its product nuclear prelamin a recognition factor-like. Lineage: Eukaryota; Fungi; Basidiomycota; Ustilaginomycetes; Ustilaginales; Ustilaginaceae. Gene Ontology annotation, biological process: iron-sulfur cluster assembly. The record is from RefSeq and is a predicted model, not a curated record. Gene Ontology annotation, cellular component: cytosolic [4Fe-4S] assembly targeting complex. The transcript has a single exon. Gene Ontology annotation, molecular function: 4 iron, 4 sulfur cluster binding. Bases 1 to 2079 code for a protein of 692 amino acids.